Molecule: messenger RNA, 1432 nt
Organism: Suillus fuscotomentosus
Lineage: Eukaryota; Fungi; Basidiomycota; Agaricomycetes; Boletales; Suillaceae
Product: MRG-domain-containing protein
Exons: 7
Coding region: 342-1292 (316 amino acids)
Biological process (GO): chromatin organization; regulation of DNA-templated transcription
Cellular component (GO): Rpd3S complex; NuA4 histone acetyltransferase complex; nucleus
Source: RefSeq, a predicted model, not a curated record
AUGUUGCGCACGUUCAUCUCUGCUCCAAGUCAGAAGCACAGCGGAAGGCUGCAAUGCUUUUGCAGCGUGGAGUUGCGUGGGUGAUUCAGAGAUGGGGUUUUGUUCUUGAAGUCCUUUUUAUUUCUUACAUUAUUUGGUUUCUAUGGGUGUCUCUUUGCUGCUUGCUGUCGUUCGUGCGAUGCCAUACUGUUGGAUUACCCUACCAUUCGCUACUUUGAUUACUUGUGUCAAAAAAUGUGCAAAUUCUAAGGAUAGGCACCUAUAGGGCCAGGAACAUAUUACAUAAACAUCUGACCUUUCAAACCAACAAACCCUGAACAUACGAAAGUCCUGCGCAGCGAAUGUCUUUGUCGUUCACAGUCAGCGAGCGCAUCUUAUGCUAUCAUGGGCCCCUCGUCUACGAGGCUAAGAUACUAAAAGCAGAGACGUGGGACGAAACCAACACUAAACUCUCCACAGUUGGUCCCCAUUUCUUCGUGCACUAUAAGGGGUGGAAGCAGACAUGGGAUGAAUGGGUGCCUAUCACACGGCUGCUCAAGUUCAAUGACACGAAUGUGCAACUGCAGAAAGCACUGAUGGCACAGGCCAGCGCAGCUGCAUCUACCUCGGGGUCAUCCUCAAAAGGGAAGGCCCAUAGUGGGGGUAUGAUGAAGGACAGUAGCUCCUCGCGCGGUGGCGGGCUUGGGCGCAAGGAUGGUAGAGGAACGAAGAGAGGGAGAGAGGAGGACGAUAGCAGCAAGAAGCCGGAAAUGAAACUCAAUGUCCCAGAGGUGCUGAAAGUACUGCUUGUGGAUGAUUGGGAGGCGAUUACAAAGAACAGUCAGCUGGUAUCUGUACCACGACGUCCAACAGUUGUCGAGAUCCUCCAGCAGUUCAAAGAUCAUGUGAUAGGGCUCGGGAAAAACACAACCCUUCGCGAGCCUGAACUCGUCCUCCCAACAAUAAUUUCAGGGUUGCAAGUCUACUUUGAUCGCUCGCUCGGCGCAAACCUUCUCUACCGCUUUGAACGUCCACAAUAUGCUGAGAUUCGCAAGCAGUAUGUCACGGGUCCCAAGGUGCAGGUUGGCCAGGAGAAGGAUAUGAGCGCCAUAUACGGAGCAGAACACUUGCUUAGGAUGCUUGUGAGUCUACCACAGAUGGUCUCCAGUUCUACGAUGGACGCGGAGAGCGUCGGGCUAGUGAGGGAUUAUGUCAAUGAGCUUCUAAUGUUUAUGAUGAACGACCGCAGUCGGCUAUUUUUGAUAGAGUACGAAAGCUCAAGUCUGCAAUAUCAAAACAUCUCUCGAUCAUAAUUCAUUAACGCUGUUCUUGUGUACAUACCAUUAUUCGCGAUCUUAAUCGUCUACGUCCGCCUUCGAUAAAAAUUUAUGCCAACUGUGAGGUCUGCUGGGUCCAACUAUAUCAGUUCGAUAAGCAGAGUACGAGGACUCGA